Messenger RNA from Rhizophagus irregularis DAOM 181602=DAOM 197198, 336 nucleotides. NCBI's taxonomy places the organism in Eukaryota, Fungi, Glomeromycota, Glomeromycetes, Glomerales, Glomeraceae. The record is from RefSeq and is a predicted model, not a curated record.
AUGAUAGGUUGCAGAAUUAUUAGUUUAGCGGAACAAAGUGAUAUUUUGAGACAAUAUACUACGCUAAACGAUGAUUUCACAAAACGCCUAAAAGAUGAGAACAGAGCGACAGACGAUGAGAAUGUAAACAAGAAAAGAUUUAAGAACAGUCCUCCAGCGAAGAAAUUCCAGAAACGUUGGAGAGUGGACAAUAUUGGAUAUCGAAGUCACGUGAUUUCCCGUAAAAAAUUUUUUACCGAUAACAAAUUAAAAACGAGGAGUCAAAUGAGGGUGAUUUGGAUUUAUUAUUUUUUGCACGUUUCGGGUCAUGUGACUCUUGAAGUCAUGUGCCUCUAA